CCCUCGACCAUUUCCCUCGUCUUGUCCUAUUUUUCCAUACUCCGGCCCGAAUACAGAUCGCUAGAGAAUCUGGAGUUACCCCCGCGAACUGCCUCGUCGCUCGUGCGCUUUUUUAAGUUUUUUUCUCUAUUAACUACAAAUUUAAUCAUCACAAACGGUUCGCUGGCUUUACUGGUACACAACAUUCUGAAGGCAAUAUUCGGGAACCCUGCGGACCGUUGCGAGCGGGCAGAGACCUCCGAUGUGCCUGAUCUAGAGAGACGCGCGCGUCGACUCCAAGGUACAACCCGAGGCUUUGCGUCCCAUCUUCGAUUCAACAACCACGACGACUAGGUGUGGGGUCUAAAGGACACAGGAACAUUCAAGGGACCGACUGUUUUAGCCAGCAAGAGACUUUUUUUUGCACAACUUUUUCGUUGUUUUCAUCACACCAAAAAUAAAAAAAAACAGCCGAAAAUGACAACUGCUGUGAAGAGGGCGUGUGACGCCUGCCACCGUCGCAAAGUCAAAUGCGACGGCAUAAACCCGUGCAGAAACUGCUCGUCCGCCCAGCUCUCGUGUACCUACAAUGCGAUUCCACAGAAAAAGGGCCCCAAGGGCUCGCGGGCCAAGGUCAUCAGCGAACUUCGAGAAACCCAACGUCAGACAAGCCUGGCCACGAAAGUACACAAUCGCCUCAAUGGUGCCCCGAGUCCACCGGCAAGCCCGGCGCCUGCACCAUCUCGUGGUCUCUUGACCAAGGAGAUGGUCAGCGCGUGCAUCGAAUUCUACUUUGCCAACAUGUUCUCAAUCAUACCUAUCCUGAACCGACAGCAAGUUGAACACGACCUUAGUGUGUGGGAGACAGAUCCCGAGACGUACAGCCUCAUGACGUCCCUCUGCGCCUUCAUGAUGCUCCAGCCCGGCAUGUCAAUGCCAGGCGGCGACCCUUAUGGCCUGGAUGCGCAACCUGGAGCCAGUAUUGUUUCAGCUCGCCUGCUUAUGGAGGAGACUUCCCGCGUGCGCCGACUUUACGAUCACCUCGAGAAGCCGAGCCUCAACAGUGUUUGCACUAGCUACUUUCUUUUCGCGUGCCACUACGGGUUGGAGGAGCAUGACAGGGCUUGGUAUCAUCUGCGCGACGCUCUGACCGUUACGCUCAUGUUUGGGAUGAACAAGGAGGAAUCAUACCUUACUGUGGACAACGCUACUGCAUCGCGGUGGAGGCGACUUUACUGGUUGCUCUACAUGACAGAAAGGUCUUAUGCCAUACAACGCGGCCGCCCGCUGUCACUGCAGGCCACCAUAAACUUGCCCACAUUGGGAGAUGGGCCGAUGGACCCUUUCGGAACACAACUUAGCAGUUUCUUGCUCCUCAUAACUAUAUUCCGUCAGUUUGACGACCAGUUCACAAAUCUCUGGUGCAAGAGCAGGAACAACUGCUCGUCCAGCUAUAUCAACACACUCCACAAGAAUUUCAACGAGGUGUUGCCGCACUAUCUGAACAACGUCGACCCGCAACUGGCUGAUGCUCGAAACAACCAGUCUUGGCUCAAGCAACUUAUUUGGCAGCUCAGCAUGGCCAAGACUCAGAACGUCAGCGAUACUACAGUUCAAUAUCCCGUUGAUCUGCAGCGAGAGCUCGUGUCAAUGACCGCGGCUUUCUCUACCCAGAACACGGAGCUGAUAAAUGCCGGAUUUAUUGAGAAACUUUGCGAAACCGCUUCUUCUUUGGUUGAUGUAUUGACAGUCCAGCCUGCAACCCAAAACCCCUUCAGUCCGUUCAACCCUCGCGAGACUUUGCAGCAGAUUUUCAACCUCGUUGGAGUCAUACGAAAAGACGAGUCUCGAUUUUUGCCGCUGCUUCUUUGCAAGAUGCACGAGGUGAUACCUCGCCUCCCCAGCCCGAUGCUUCAGCAUAUGCCUGAGAACAUGUGUAGCGUCGACAUCUUUGAUGGAUUUGGUAACGCAGGGAUGGGCCAGCCAAGCACGAUGCAAAUGGAUGAUUUCGAUUACAGAUUCCCAGAGCCUUCGAUCAAGACAGAGCCUGGCACUUCCUCGGGCGCAAGCGUUCCGUCAGUCACCGAUAUGAAUUCCCCAUUCAGCAGUUCUCCCCCUGUGAUUUCUCCUCCGGUCGAGUACUCGCAGGGGAUGGCCCAGGAAUUCAAUCCUAUAUCGGACAUGAUGAGCCCUGUUGGUCCUGGGCCACAGUUGAACGGACCUGGAGGCAUGGGAGCUCACCAGACACAGCAUCGCAUGCAGCAGCCACCAUCGCAGCAGCAGCAUCAUCAAUUUACACCGACUUCGGCUCACAAUCAUCCGCCUAAACCGACUAUUCAAGCAAUGGGUCAUAACAUGUCUCCCCAUCAUCAAAAUAGCCUGCAUGGUGGAAUCAAUCAGCCAUCCAACAUACCGGGCCAGCACCCAUUACCGCAACAGCCCCUUGGCAGUGCCGCCGUUAGAGGGCAGCAGUCGUUCAGUCCUGCAGGAGCAAUGAAUCAUUCGAUCAUGCCGGGUGGACCUGCAAUGUUAAUGCGGCCACAGCCACCCCAACGAUCAAAUAGCUUCGCAAUUCCUCCCCCAUCGAACAACACACAACUGAGGACUGUUGGGGACUUCCAAACGUUGCAGAGGACGAACUCUGACAUGAACGUAUUGACCAACUCGAUGGGUGUAUCUAUGGGAGCUGGUGGCGGAGGCAUGAUGGCCGCGGAGAUUGAUUUUAAUACGCUUUCGAGGUAGUACAACGCUGUCGAGGUAGUACAGGUUGUUGUGGAGACUAGCUGAACCUUGGUGACUCUCAACAUGGUUCUCUGGUAAAAGUCUCGAAACUUUACACCUCGCCUAAAAUUCUGAUUCUUGGUCCCCUGCGAACUCCUCCCCCACUCGUUCGGGCUCUCAUACACGAUACCAUUUCCCCAAAACAAGCGUUAUGUUUACUGGUUUUCUCCAAUUGUGUUUGUUCUCUAUUUCUUCUUUUUUUCCUUUGUCAGGUUGGUCAUAUGGGUGGGUGAAUUCCAGUUUGGGCGUACAAGGGUAUACGGUCUUGCGUCUCCUGCUCCGAGGCAGGUGGCUUUUAAAAGGAUGCAUGUGAGGGUUACUUUCAAGUAUUUCAACCUGCCCUGUAUAGUGGAACUUCAGGUUUUUGUCUUUCUUUUGUGCGAACAUAACUAUAUCUGUUCCUGGCUGUGGUGUCACAGUCUUGACAUAUUACAUCUGGAUGGUGGAGAGGACUCUUUGAGGAGAUUUCACGGAGAUGGCGGAGAUAUUUCUUUUGUUGAUUGCGAGGAGGAGAUAUAUGGUUGGGUUCUAGGUUGAAGUGAAGGUUGGUUGAAGUGAGGUCCAUGGAAGGAUUCAAGAGUAUCUCCAAGGAAGGAGGGUAAUUUUGGACAUGGAAGAGACGGUAUAUAACACUCGGGUGGUUGAUAUACAUCGAUUACACUUGGCAGCGCCAUGGACAAGGUGAUUGAUGGAUGUAGAAAAAUUAGGUUCAAAUCAAUCAAUCGCCCAGUAUAUGAAAUUUUGCACA
Molecule: messenger RNA, 3508 nt
Organism: Pyricularia grisea
Lineage: Eukaryota; Fungi; Ascomycota; Sordariomycetes; Magnaporthales; Pyriculariaceae
Exons: 4
Coding region: 457-2721 (754 amino acids)
Biological process (GO): regulation of DNA-templated transcription; DNA-templated transcription
Molecular function (GO): DNA-binding transcription factor activity, RNA polymerase II-specific; DNA binding; zinc ion binding
Source: RefSeq, a predicted model, not a curated record